AUGGAGGCAAUUGCAGAAGUCGACAAGGCAGCUCGCGAGGGAAAUGUGCCACCUGGAAGCCGAAGACAAUCAACCCUGCUACACUCCAGACGAACAAGUCAAAUUAGUCUGGGCCCACGACGUUCCAUUGUCGGUCCUCGUGGUAGUCUGUGGGGUGCAUUCCGUAGUGGAUUUCAAAAACCUGUCAAAUAUGAAAACACAUAUCGCAUGGAACCGAAAGAACAGGAGCGUGUAAAACACAAAAAGGUAAGUUGA
This is a messenger RNA of Echinostoma caproni, 255 nucleotides long. NCBI's taxonomy places the organism in Eukaryota, Metazoa, Platyhelminthes, Trematoda, Plagiorchiida, Echinostomatidae. The record is from the annotation of a GenBank genome assembly.